AUGGCUCGGCUGCCUCACGAUAGCGCGGCUCAUGCGCACUCUGCCUUCUCCGCCUAUGUAUCUCCUCUGCCGUUUCAUUUGCCGCUCAUUGUGAAACCGGCAGACAGCUCAAAGACUCGGCGUCUUGCGGACGUCAUUUAUCUAAUACUCCGUCUUACAAUCACGCGUCUUCCAACCCGCCGCUUCGAUGUCCGCCAGCAGAAGAAAAUUGAAAGAACAAUGGUCAUACCAAUCAAGGAGCUGCCGACUAUGAUACCGACGAGCGCUGGUGUUGAUAGGCCGCUGGAUGGAGACCCCGAGGCGGUCGCUGUGGAUGAUGUUGCGGGAGAACUCGAAGUUGCGGAUGGCGCCUGGACGAAGACCGUGGUGACGCUUGCCGUCGAACCGCCAGCUCCAUUGGCCGUAGCCCCGCCGUUCGUGUUUAUAUUCGCCAAGUCGCCACUGAUAAAGACGACUAGUACAGCCCCGUAA
This is a messenger RNA of Coniosporium apollinis CBS 100218, 471 nucleotides long. RefSeq lists its product as uncharacterized. NCBI's taxonomy places the organism in Eukaryota, Fungi, Ascomycota, Dothideomycetes. The transcript has a single exon. The record is from RefSeq and is a predicted model, not a curated record. Bases 1 to 471 code for a protein of 156 amino acids.